Molecule: messenger RNA, 2394 nt
Organism: Grus americana (Whooping crane)
Lineage: Eukaryota; Metazoa; Chordata; Aves; Gruiformes; Gruidae
Exons: 3
Coding region: 823-1413 (196 amino acids)
Source: RefSeq, a predicted model, not a curated record
AUCGUGGCAUUUGGCUUCUCUGCAGAAAAACACUUUCUUUUCUUUUUUUUUUUUCCCCCCACGAUAAAGUUUGAAGUCCCUCACCGCGGUGACAAAGGGAAGCUUUUGCAUCUUUACGUUGUCCCUGCACAAGUGACAUUUUAGGGCACGUUGGCUUUCCAGCUGCUGCAGAUGACACCCAUCGCCGGCCAACAAAGUCACCUUGCUGAGCAGCACAAACCAGCCCAGCUCCUUCCUGCAAACGGCACGCUUUGCCGCAGAUUUGCUUCUGAGAAGCUUUUAAUUCUCUUCUUAUUCCUUUUCCAUUCCCAUCCCCUGGCUAACUUCUGUUUCAGACUGCUUAACAGUAAGCACGCAGAGCAGGGCAGGUUCUGCCUGCAAGGAGCCAGAUAAACUAUUCUCCUGUGGGCACUUGCCGUUAUAAAACCCACACAAUUUGUGUACAGCAAGACUUUGGGGACCUCUUGGCUUGGCUAGUAUUUUGAUAACUGAGCUUGUGUUGUUUCUCCCUCCCCUUGCCCUGUAGAAGAUACUGUUUAAAAUAUAGCAAGUGGGAAGAGAAAAAAAACCCAAAAGACCUUUUCCCAACAAGGAUAUAAAACUUCCAUCAAAUCAGCCGUGCCACUAGAGACCCAAAGCUAAUAAGUCGAUCUUACAUCUGUACAAUAAACUCAUUUAUUAGGUUUUUAUUUUAAGAGUUGGUGGUAUUAAUUAGAUUGAUAUGGCCCAUAAAUCACUUGAUUUGGCUGAGCCCUCAGAUACUUGUAAUUUAAAUUAAUACAAGUGCAGCUUAAUUAAUCUGAUUAAAUCCUGGGACAAGCAAUGUACUGUUUGCAGCAUCCAGGAGCAAUUCACAGGGAAAAGGAGUAUUUUAAGGGAACGCAGCUUCUCCAUCGGAGGGUCAGAUCGGCUCAGCUGGUGUAUCGAGGUACAAGAGUGGAGCUGCAGAAGAUGCAACCCAAAAAACCAGCACAACGUGCAAGGCGGGAAGCUAGACCUGCAAAGCCAAGCAUCUUUCAAACAUUGGAAAGCCCGGCCGCUUGCAGGGGCUCCGUGCAAAAAGCAGGCGCGGUACAGCCGCUCUCUGGCUCUGCCCCGAGACCCGGCAGCCAGGCAAAGCUCAUCACAGCUUCAGGGCCAGGCGAGGAGCUGAACUUCACAAACUCACAGCAACCGCUCUGGUUUUGGGGAGUCCUGAUCCUCUUUCAUCCGUUGGCACCAAAAAAUGAAUUCGCCAGAAGUGCUGCUGAGGGGAGAGAACAUUUCUUUCCAGGAGCGAAUAACUCGUUAAUCGGUUCUUCCUUGCCCAAGGGACUACGUCCCUGCCUCGUUCCCCAGGACACCGGCAACGAGCAGACCAGGAGGACCAGGCUGAUGCGGAGAAUGGUCUGGGCUGACAGCUCUGAAGAUUGAUGUUCCCUGUCUGUACAGCCCAGACAGCUGCCGGGCAGCCUUCUCCCUACGCUCCUGCUAAUUUGCCUUAAUCCUGAGUUUAAGUGAGGUCCCCAAUGGAUAAGAGUGGAAUUCAGACCCCGUGGUCCGUCCCAGCCUUGGUUUCUCUGUUGCCCACAAGCAGUCCACGUGGGACGGUGGCACAAGUCUGAUAUUUACACCAGUUCCCCAGAAGCCGGAUGAAAACUCCUUCCACGGAGACCACGGCACGUUUAGCAGCAAAGCACCAGCCCAGGGCUUGUGCAGCCGCAGGUUGUUUCCGUUAGAGUACGGCCGCCAUAAAAUAUGUUUUCUUUAAAAGCAGGAGAUAAUGCUAUUAUAGCAGUUGGAUUAAUCUAAUAUUCUCCUUCAUCUUCAAAAGGGAAUUGCCUAAAUGGCCAGAGAGAGACACAUUUUACGAGUCCUUCUUAAGGGCUAUCAAUCAAACUUUCCAAGAAAGGCAUUGAUGCCCUUUUUGCUCACGAGAGGGAAAUCAGAUUCCCCACGGCUUUGCUUUCAGCCUGCUGUAGCCGUGCAGUGUAAUAGCUGCAUCGCAAAUGGUCUGGACAUCCUUUUCUUCCACUUGUACGGGGAGAAAAAAAACCCCAGAACCCAUAUGGAGGAAACCUGUAAGAAGAGAGGGAAACCAGCCCAAUUAGAGGCAAUGAUCUCUUAGCUCUCUGCCCUCUCUCCCCCCUCCCCCCGGAUGAAGCAGAUGUAAAACAAUAGCUUUAUUUGUGAAAAUUUUAAUUGGGUAGUUCAAAGGAAGCAGCGGAGGCUCUUUUGAUCUCUCGGUGUGUUUGAAUGCCACGUUGCAAUGGUGCCUGCUGGCCACGGCGGUGACCUCUUGUGUUAAUUAGUGUUUAUCUGAAAUCGAAUUAGCUCAGAAUUGGCAGAAAGCAGAGUGAAAAUCAGAGGAUAAUCAUAGAUUUGUGUGAUUCUCAAUUAGAAGUAAAAGCAGGU